AUGUGCAAACAGAGAGGAGACCCUGAGAUCCCUCAGCUCUCUAAGGAUGGAGACAUCAUGUUAGGAGGAAUCUUCUACUUUCACAGCAGCUGGAAGAACAGAGAGAACACUUACACACAAAAACCUCUGCCACUGGAAUGCAUUGGUUUAAAUUUCAGAGAGUUCCAGUUUGUUCAAGCCAUGCGUUUUGCCAUUGAGGAAAUCAAUAACAGAUCAGACCUACUUCCAGGAAUUUCUCUUGGAUAUAAUAUUUAUGACACUUGUAGUUCCAAUGCCAGAAGCAUUCAAGUUGCACUUGCAUUGAACAAUGGUAAUGAAAAUAUGCGUCCAGGUUCUGAGGAGUCAUGUACCAGACGUGCACAAGUGCAGGCUUUAGUGGGAGAAGGAUCGUCUUCUCCGUGUACAGCAAUAGCUUCUGUUCUUGGACCAUUUCACAUCCCAUUGAUCAGCCACUUUGCUACAUGUGCCUGUCUCAGUGACAAAUCAAAGUACCCAUCAUUUCUCAGAACCAUACCCAGUGACUACUAUCAGAGCAGAGCUCUGGCUCAUUUGGUCAAACACUUUGGUUGGACCUGGGUUGGAGCUGUUAGUGCCAAUGAUGAUUAUGGCAACAACGGCAUGGCAACAUUUACAGAAACUGCAGAGCAGCUGGGCAUCUGUCUGGAAUAUACUGUUUCUUUCUUUAGAACAGAUUCAUCAGAAAAACUCGAAAAGAUAAUGGACAUUAUCAAGACUUCAACUUCAAAGGUUAUUAUUGCUUUUCUCUCUCUUCGGGAAAUGGAGAUGUUUGUACAUAAAUUGUCCAACCACAACCUGACAGGGUUUCAGUGGGUCGGCAGUGAGUCGUGGAUCUUUGAUUCUCAAAUUGCAGCAAUGGAUACAAGUCACAUCCUGGACGGAGCUAUAGGACUUUCCAUCCCUAAAGCACAUGUCAGUGGUCUGAAAGAGUUCAUGUUUAAUGUGAAGCCACUGAAUUCAACAAACAAUAACUUGUUUACUGAGUUCUAUGAAGCAUUAUUCAGCUGUAGGUUCAGACAGUCACAAUCAGAGGAGAUUCAGAGAGAAUGUACUGGACUUGAGGAUCUGCCUGGAGUGGAAAACAGCUUCACUGACAUGUCCCUCAUGCCCAUUUUCAACAAUAUUUACAAAGGGGUGUAUGCUGUGGCCCAUGCUGUGCACAAGAUUUUCCAAUGUAAAAUAGCAUGCAACAACAGUGUGCCUCUGGAUCCAUUAAUGAUCUUGCAGUGCAUUCGAAACAUUCAUUUCAAGACCAAAGAAGGAGAGGAGGUUUACUUUAAUGAAAAUGGAGAUCCAGCAGCACAAUAUGAAAUUAUAAACUGGCAGCCUAAAGAAAACGGCAUUUUAAACUUUGUUACGGUUGGUCUUUAUGAUGCAUCGUUACCUGCAAACAAACAGUUAAACCUGUCAAAUAACUCGUUCAUUUGGGCAAUGAACUCAAAGCAGGUUCCUGUGUCAGUCUGCAGUGAGAAGUGUCCUCCAGGAACACGAAAAGUUCUCCAGAAGGGAAAACCUGUUUGCUGCUAUGACUGUAUACGAUGUGCAGAGGGAGAAAUGAGCAACACAACAGACUCUGUCACCUGUGUGAGAUGUCCUCUUGAAUCCUGGUCAAACAACAGAAGAGAUGCCUGUGUAACAAAGAAGGCAGAGUUUCUAUCACAUGAAGAAGUUAUGGGAAUACUCCUCACCACAGCCUCUUUAUUUGGAACAUGUCUGACUGCUGCUGUCGCUGUCAUUUUCUUCAGACACAGAAAAACUCCUCUUGUCAGAGCAAACAACUCUGAGUUGAGCUUCCUGCUGCUUUUCUCCUUGACUCUGUGUUUUCUCUGCUCUCUGACCUUCAUUGGACGUCCCUCUGAGUGGUCCUGUAUGCUCCGUCACACAGCUUUUGGCAUCACCUUCGUCCUCUGUAUCUCCUGCGUUUUGGGGAAAACAAUGGUGGUUUUGAUGGCCUUCAAAGCUACACUUCCAGGCACUAAUGUGAUGAAACUGUUUGGGCCUGUACAACAGAGACUCUGUGUUUUGGGUUUAACUAUUAUACAAGUGAUCAUUUGUAUCCUCUGGAUAACAAUUUCUCCUCCUUUCCCAUCCAAGAACUUUAAAGCAUUUAAAGAUAAAAUCAUCUUGGAGUGUGCUCUGGGCUCAGCUGUAGGCUUCUGGUCUGUGCUUGGGUACAUUGGACUUCUUGCCAUGUUGUGUAUAAUUUUUGCUUUUCUGGCUCGGAAACUGCCGGAUAAUUUCAACGAAGCUAAAUUUAUCACCUUCAGCAUGCUGAUAUUUUGUGCAGUCUGGAUCACUUUCAUCCCAGCGUAUGUCAGCUCUCCUGGGAAAUUUAGUGUUGCUGUAGAAAUCUUUGCCAUUCUUGCUUCUAGUUUUGGACUGCUGAUUUGUAUCUUUAUACCAAAAUGUUAUAUUAUGAUACUUAAACCAGAAAGAAACACAAAAAAGAAUAUGAUAGGAAAGUCAACAUCAAACUUAUUCUGA
Molecule: messenger RNA, 2502 nt
Organism: Nematolebias whitei (Rio pearlfish)
Lineage: Eukaryota; Metazoa; Chordata; Actinopteri; Cyprinodontiformes; Rivulidae
Product: extracellular calcium-sensing receptor-like
Exons: 6
Coding region: 1-2502 (833 amino acids)
Biological process (GO): G protein-coupled receptor signaling pathway
Cellular component (GO): membrane
Molecular function (GO): G protein-coupled receptor activity
Source: RefSeq, a predicted model, not a curated record